UUUGAAAAUUGUAAACAAUAUUAAGAAGACAAGUAGUAAAAUGAUAAUAAUUUUCAUUUUUGUCUUACUUUCUUCUGUAUUUUAUUUUUUUCUAAGGAAAAAACGAUCAUAUAAUUUGGAAAACGAACACUAUUUGAUUACUGGAGGGUCUAGUGGAAUAGGACUUGCUUUAGCAACUGUAGCUGUGUGGUUAGGAUGCAGUGUCACUAUAGUUGCAAGGUCAAAGGUAAAGCUGGAAAAAGCCAAAGAAUCAUUGCUUUCAGAAUUAAAGAAUACUAAACAAAAAGUACUGACAUUUUCAGUUGAUGUUUCCAAUAAAGAUAAUGAUUUGGUAUCAAUAGUAAAGGAGGCAGAGAAAUGCAGUGGUCCUAUUACUGUGCUUGUCAACUGCGCUGGAACAUCAGUUUGUCAUCCCUUCUUAGACACUCCUAAGGAACAGUUCUCUAAAAUGCUUGAUGUUAAUUUUCUUGGAAGUGUACACAUGACUCAAGCCGUUUUGCCUCUUAUGAAAGAAAGGAAAUCUGGUUCUGUUGUAUUUGUAUCUUCAAUUGCUGGAUUGAUGGGCUUAUAUGGAUAUUCUGCUUACUCUGCAUCCAAGUUUGCUCUUCUAGGGUUGGCAGAAUCUUUACAAAUGGAGAUGAAGCCUUUUAAUAUUAGCAUAACAGUAUCAUUUCCUCCUGAUACAGAUACUCCUGGAUUUGAAGAAGAAAUGAAAAACAAGCCUCUGGAAACGCAACUUAUAUCUGAAUCUGGUGGAUUAUUUUCUGCUGAGGAAGUUGCUUCUAACUUGUUGAAUGAUAUUUUGGACAAGAAAUUCAUGUCUACUGUGGGUUUUGUGAGCAAAUUUAUUUGUACAUUGUGCAGCGCGAUGUGUCCCAUAAACUCAUUUUUCGACUUGGCUUUGCAGAUGGUGACAAUGGGUCUUUGUAGAGUUGUUGGUGCAAUUGUGCUCUGGAAUUUUGAUAAGAUCAUAAAACAAUGUGCAGUGGAAAAGGAAAAAGAAAAAUGAAACAAUGCAAAUGAAGCUAUGUGUAUUUUUU
Messenger RNA from Uloborus diversus, 1040 nucleotides. RefSeq names its product 3-ketodihydrosphingosine reductase-like (gene Kdsr). Gene Ontology annotation, biological process: sphingolipid biosynthetic process. The record is from RefSeq and is a predicted model, not a curated record. Bases 41 to 1009 code for a protein of 322 amino acids. The transcript is spliced from 10 exons. NCBI's taxonomy places the organism in Eukaryota, Metazoa, Arthropoda, Arachnida, Araneae, Uloboridae. Gene Ontology annotation, cellular component: endoplasmic reticulum membrane. Gene Ontology annotation, molecular function: 3-dehydrosphinganine reductase activity.